AAAGUAUUUACGUUUAACAUAUCUGGAACGGAGUAUUGUUUACAACUGAUAUGAUAUGUCACUGGCCAAAAGAAGUCGUGAUAUAUUUGCGCAGUAGGUAUUUAAUUGACAGUUGUAGACGACAGGUUGCUCUUUUGACGUCACGUGGCGGGCUUAAAUAAAGGGGGAGAUUGAAUUUUACUACAGCUGUCAGUAUGGUUUAGUGAGUAGUUUCUGAUGGAUAGUGAAGCAUAAAAUACACGUAGUUCUUGUGAACCACUAAUUCAAUCGCCUACAAUUAUCUAUUGAAUGAAAAUUUACGACGGUUAAAUCACUCAGCUAUAUGCUGACACUACGAAUUAACUUUCUUAACCUAAAAAUGUGUUAGUAUGCACUUUGCAAAGUCACUGUGCUAUAGCCUUCUUUCGAAUACUCUCAGAGUUUCGUAAAUUUUUAGUGAAACUAUCUUAAAUUCUACGUUGAAGUAUCUCAGAAAUGGCCAACAAGUUGGAACAUCUUAGGAUAUACUUUGUCACAUGGAAUGUGGCAACUACAUAUCCUGAACAAGAUUUACAGCAACUUUUGAAUGUUAGUCACAAUAAUUCUUCAAAAGUAAUGCCAGAUUUAUAUUUUAUUGGAUUGCAGGAGGUCAAAGCUCAACCACAAAAUAUGGUAUUAGAUAUGAUUUUUGAUGAUCCAUGGACUAAAUCUUUUAGGGAUGUCCUGAAAAAAUAUGAUUAUGUGAAAGUACGUACACAGCGCCUACAGGGUAUAAUUUUAAGUGCAUUCUGCUUACGAAAACAUAUUACAUAUUUGAGAUUAAUUGAAGCGCAAUAUACGAGAACAGGGUUGGGGGGCAUAUGGGGUAACAAAGGUGCAGUUAGUAUAAGAUUAAAUAUAUACGGUGUCAGCGUAUGCAUUGUGAAUACACAUUUGACACCUCACGAUCAUUUAUUGUUAUACAGAAUAGCAGAUUACAAUACAAUACUCACAAACCAUACUUUUAAUUGCCCGGAUACUUCCAAAAUAUUAUAUCAUGAUUAUGUAUUUUGGAUUGGUGAUUUAAAUUUUCGGCUAAAUGGAGAAGAUUUAACUGCAGCAAAUAUCAACGUUUUGGUUAAAGAAAAUCAAUUGAAAUGUUUGCUAGACAGAGAUCAAUUAAAACUGGUGAUGGAAAAAGGCGAGGCUUUUGCGGAAUUGAAUGAAAGUGUUAUUACAUUUCCACCUACUUACAAAUAUGAAUUUGCUUCUCAAGAAUUUGAUCUUAAACGUAGACCGUCUUGGACUGAUAGAAUACUGUACAAAGUAAAUGCAGAUGUGUACGAUGAUGUGAAGCUUAACGCUAUUCAACAUAACUAUAAAAGUCAUCCCAGUUAUAUACAAUCAGAUCACAAACCUGUCACAGGAGAAUUUGAUAUCGUUGUCAGACCUAUGGUGGUAGAUCAUGGUGUAGAAUUCCAACCUGUAACACAAUGGUUCAUAGAUGAAGAAAAUUUUGUAUCGUAUAGACUGUUGGGGGAUACUAAACCCACUGAUAACGACUGGGUUGGUCUCUUUCAUAACCAUUUUUCUAGCUUAGACGAAUAUAUUGUUUAUGAAUAUGUGGGCAGAGGUAAAUCAUCUUCAGUUCCUUGUGAACCCCAUAUAAUUACAGAACGAAUAUACUUUAGUGAUACUGCCCUACGGUCACCGGGAAUGUAUCAAUUGGUUUAUGUUGCUCAAAGAGGGAAUUUGGUAGGAAUUUUAGGCGUUAGUCCACCAUUUCCAGGUCACCACAGACCUACUUGACGAAAUUUUUCGUUGAAUGUAACUAUGACAGUUUUGUUAUAUAUAAUCACGACAGUACAUCUCAAAAGUAUAUAAUAAUUGUGUACUCAUAUAGAGUACUUAAUAAUCAAGUUUGUGCAAACAUUAAAUGUUUUUAUAAUUAGUAUGAAUUGCUUCGUUUGAACUUUUAACUCUUUGAAGUCCAAUAUUUUGUACCAUUUUACAAAAUAUUAAAGUAGUUUCUCUGUUAAUUUUAAACAUUGUCUGCUACACUAUUUUAUAAUCAUACUUCAUUGACAAGAAAAAAAGAAUAUACAUACAAAAUUUAAUUAAUAUAAUUUAAUAUGCUUGUGGAUGUGUUCAAUCGAACUUAUUAGUAUAUAAGUAUUAGUACUUAUUAAGGUUUAAUUUUUCAUAUAAAAGGACUACAAAGAGUUUAAAUGUGCUGUGAUGUUGCAUAUUAUUGCUUUACCAAAAUUCAAAGAGUGCAUAUUUAUUAAGCAAUUUAUUUGGAAAUUGCAGCUAUAAAGUCAAGAAAACUGUUUUACAUGUUACUGUAUUUUUCAGUAAAUAUUGUGCAUUUCUCAGAAUACUGUUAGUAAAUUUCAUUUGUAUAUAGUUGUAUUUUUAAACAGCUUUUUAUUUAUUUUAAUCGGACAUUAAUGUUUUAUAAAAUUCAAUAUAUACAUUCCAGAAUUCUGGAAUUGCAGAGUAUCUAUCGAAUCAUACAGAAAUAUUUAUUGAGGUGUAGAACAAGUGUAAAACUUUAUUUAGAAUUUACAAAAUAGUUCACAAAUAUCAUAUCACAAUUGCUAUUCUUAUUAAUGUACGAAAGUUACUUUUGGUACCUGGUUUUUGCUGGUGGGUUAUUACCCUAAAGCAUUAGUACUUAUAUAAGUGUUUUACGCUUUAGAGCUUAAAAGAAUGUGCUAAUGUGUUUCUGUACAUAUAUAUAUAUAUAUAUAUAACCCUAGAUAACUAAGCAUUCGUCUAAAUAGUCUACCGACCUUCGCCAUUUUUGCGAAUUUGAAUUCGGGAGCAUUACUUUUGAACGCUUUUCUAUUUUUUAGUUAAAAGCUAAUAAUAUAUGUCUUAAGGAGUCAUACUUUGUUUGAAAGAAAUAGAAGAAAUACAAAAAUAUCCAUGUCUUUAAUUUGUAGGCUAUGAGUCGGACGUUUAGUUAUAGAGUAUCUCUGAUUUAAGUUUAGUUAUUUAGGGUUAAUAUUCGAGUGCAAUCGCAAACAAUAAUUUAAUACGAGUUUAAACAUUUUUUGACUAGGUUGCAGAAAUUGCUACAAUGGUUUAAUUAUACAAACCUAUGUAUUUUAUUUCUAUAGUGCGUAGAAACGCAUGAAAAUGAACAAAUGUACACUAUAGCAUAGAUGGGGAUGCAAAUAAAAAAUAAUAUUUUUUACUUGUUAA
Molecule: messenger RNA, 3168 nt
Organism: Nomia melanderi (Alkali bee)
Lineage: Eukaryota; Metazoa; Arthropoda; Insecta; Hymenoptera; Halictidae
Product: inositol polyphosphate 5-phosphatase K
Biological process (GO): phosphatidylinositol dephosphorylation
Cellular component (GO): plasma membrane; cytoplasm; ruffle
Molecular function (GO): phosphatidylinositol-4,5-bisphosphate 5-phosphatase activity
Source: RefSeq, a predicted model, not a curated record